Messenger RNA from Paramecium primaurelia, 842 nucleotides. The record is from the annotation of a GenBank genome assembly. Lineage: Eukaryota; Ciliophora; Oligohymenophorea; Peniculida; Parameciidae.
AUGGUAAAUUAUAAAAUAAAGUAAAAGAAUGUUUAUAAGAGAUGUAUUUUGCUUUCAAGUGUUCCUUUAAGUGAUUUUAAUAAAAUUCCAUCAUUUCCUUAAAUAUCAUUAAAUUCAAUUUAAACAUUAAGUAAUGAAAUAAUUAAAGAAAUUUAACCUAUUUUCAAUGUAAUUAUUUAUUUAUUUAAUUAUAGAAUUAAUUAAAAUAAAUUAAAUAAUAAAAUAAUAUUAAAGACAUCAUUAAAUAAUACAAUAAUUAUUAAUUUAAUUUAAUCUAAAAUCAUUCAAUUCAAUAAAAUUAAAGGUGUCAUGCAAUAGCUUUUAAUAAAGAUAAUUCUAUUGUAUUAGCUACUUGUGAAAAUGAUAUUAAAGUAUUUGAAUUUAAAUAAGAACAAUUGACAUUAACUUAAAUUCUAAGUGAACAUAAGGAUUUUGUUACUACUUUAAAUUUCAUGAAGAAAUCUAAUCAAUUUAUAUCUGUAAGUUUUGAUAAAUAGAUUCUAAUAUGGUCUAUGAAUCAUAAUAAUUAAUGAAUUAGGUAAUAGAAAUUGAAUGGAGAUUCUUAUUCAAGUUGUUGUUUAGUAUUGAACAAAAAUGAAGAUCUUAUCAUUUUAGGAUGUUGUGAUAAUACAAUUAAAUUUUGGAUAAAACAGAAUGAAUGGCUAUGUUCAUAAACUAUUACAGAUCAUACAGGUAAUGUAUGUGGAUUAAGUUUGAAUGAUUAAUAGAAUAAAGUAAUAUCUUGUGGAUAUGAUUACUUUAUAUUAAUAAUAGAAUAGACAUCAUAAUAUUAUAAAUGGAAUGUAAUAUAAUAGAUAUCAGUUUAAAUGUUUAGUUAUUGA